Messenger RNA from Cyclopterus lumpus (lumpfish), 2878 nucleotides. RefSeq names its product cell division cycle-associated protein 4-like. Gene Ontology annotation, molecular function: transcription regulator activity. The transcript has 3 exons. The record is from RefSeq and is a predicted model, not a curated record. Lineage: Eukaryota; Metazoa; Chordata; Actinopteri; Perciformes; Cyclopteridae. Bases 147 to 1304 code for a protein of 385 amino acids. Gene Ontology annotation, cellular component: nucleus.
GCAUUGUUGUGCAGCAGGAGCAACGCUCGCGAGGGACCCAGCAUAUGGCUGCUCCUGGCGGCUCCCCUCCCCCUCCCCUCCCCCUCCCUCCGCUCCGCAGCAGCAGGACAGAGAGAGGUGGUUCAGUUUUUGAAGCCGUGGCAUGAAUGAUCUCAUCUGAACCUGAUCUCCGCUUUCCCUGCCGUCGAUCCUAUGACCGAGACGGGAAUAAAAUAACACAAACACGAGGAGUCUUGCUUCAGACUGGCCUGAAAUGGGCAGAAACGGUGCUGAACAAAAGCUGCUUGUCGCUCAUACAAAAGUACUUGAAGCUCUGCAGCCGGGACCGACUGCAUUGCUAUUGCCUGUGCCUCUCAACAGGAAAGAGAGACAACAUGUUCCCGAAGGGCACCAAGCGCAAGUUCUCCGACUCCGGGGAGGAGCCGGCGGUCUCCGGCGAUGAGCCGGCCCCGGCGGCGGCCCCGUCCGCGGCGGUCCGGGCGCUGACGUCCGCCUACAGCCUGCAGCGCCAGUCGCUGCUCGACAUGUCGCUGAUCAAGCUGCAGCUCUGCCACAUGCUGGUGGAGCCCAACCUGUGCCGCUCGGUGCUCAUCGCCAACACGGUGCGGCAGAUCCAGGAGGAGAUGACCCAGGACGGCACCUGGCAGAUCAUGACCCAGGCCCUGGCCGCCGCCCAGUGCCCCACGGACCGCCUGGUGGCCACCGAGGUGCUCUGCCGGCAGACGGACGCGGCGGCUCAGGCCGGCCAGAGCCCCAAGCCCUUCUCCGUGGUCGGCCUGGAGGAGGGCUACCACGCCGAGGAGGUGGUGAUGGAGGGGGACGUGGAGACCGAGGUCACCAUGUCCACCCUGUCGCCCGUCUCCCCCCAGCUGUCCUCCGCUUCCUACCUGGCGGGAACCUUCGGCAUGGGGCCCUGCUGGGAGGAGGACGAGGACGACGACGGCGAGUGCGAGGAGGACGAAGAGGAAGACAGCGAAGAGUGUGUGUCGGAGGGCGAGGAGGGGGACCGGGACCACCUGAGCGCCGACUCCAGGACAGGGGAGCAGGUUUUUGGGACUUUUGAGAUCAAGCACCCGGCGCCGCCCCCUGACCCGGCGCUGGAGGAACUGUUUUCGGACGUGGACCCGUCCUACUACGACCUCGACACGGUGCUGACGGGCAUGCAGAGCGCCCCCAAGAUGGGGCCGUACGACCUCCUGGAGAGCCUCUCCUCUCACGGGCCCACGGCCCUCAGCUCCAGCUCGAGCUGCAGGUCAGACCUGAACGAACUGGACCACAUCAUGGAGAUCAUCGUGGGGUCCUGAAACCCACCACAUUCCUCUGGCCCGUACGGAUCCCUCAGACUCUUUCCAGACUAUGCACAGUGCGCAUGUUCUGUACGUGGUGGUGUCCACACGGAGGUCGUUGAAGGCUUUUGGGACGAGGUGGGAAAUUAACAGCGAGCCCGGUAGAUGGGGACCGGCUGCUGGGGGGUUGGCCCGUUAGCCCGUUAGCCCGUUAGCUCGCCUGCUCUCUCGGCCACGUCGGCCACUGCUGGUGGGACCUCCAUCUUUUAUUAAAACCCCCUAAUUGGCAGUAAAAGUAGCAACGGGGAAAUGAAUGCAUUCUUUGGAUGUCCAGAAGCCGCGCGUUAGUUUCCUACUUUGUUGCUGAAAGAUAAUUACCUAUACCAUGAUGCAUUCUUAUUUACGUACUUUCCAUGUUUACGUCUGUCAUACAUUCUGUCAUACUAGCUCUCUGCCAUUCUGUCCAUUUCUAUUUAUUGCAACAUGGACCGAGGAACAACUCACCACACUACACGCAUCAGAACCCAGAACAAAUUGUAAAUCCAAAUCUAUGAAUCAAUGCAUAUUUUCCUAAAGAUUUGAGCAAUUAUGAAUGGAAUAUAUGUAUAUGUACGUAUGUGUAUAUAGAAAUAUAUUUUUUUGCAUUAUACAGCUGGGGGGAUUUUUUGCAAGUAUCGUUUGAUAUUCUUAUUAUUUGUCCCUCCCCGAGCGGGUUUUAAUAUUUUACCGUAGCCGGACUCGAGCCCGUGUCUUCCCGUGGUUUUGGUAUGGCGAGCGGCCGCCGCGUGUCAGGACUGGCAUCGCGCUCGCUCCUCAAAAGCUUUACGUGGCGGUGCGGGGGGGUCGCCGCCGGCCCCCCCGCACCGCCACACAUCCAGAUCUAAUAACAAUAAUCGCAGCUUCCUCGUGAGGCACUUGGAGAAACCCCGGCGUGACGACUGCAUCCAGAAGCCAUAUUUCUUUCUCUCAUUUGUCAACAAGUGAAGAGUUCUGUGUGUCAACACAAUCUAAUUUAUUGUUGUUUUUAUUUAUUGUAUUUAUUAUAUCUAGGUACAGACAUGCCAUAUUGACGUAUCAAAUCAACCACGAGGCCUGAUGAAAUUAUAUUUAUCCAAAUUUUGCCCUCCGUUUUGAAUGCAGUACCUAUUUAUUCCUCACAUUUUGUAUUAUUAUUAUUAUUCUUAGUAAUAAUAAUAAUAUCCGGGUUACUAUUCAAAUCACUAUGCAGCUCCGUCAUACGUGUUUCAAAAUGAUUGUAUGCGACUCAAAUGUCCUUUAAUUCCUUUAUGCAAACAGUUGCCUUUCUCCUAAAGAUGUGGAAAAUCAAAUGCAUUUUUAAAAAAUUGUUCCUUAUCAUCGUGAUGAAGAGAUUUAACUCAGGCAAACAAAAUGUAUUGACAAGAAUACAGUAUUACGACACGCUUAAUACCUUACCACAACACUCCUGAAGGAUGUCACUCUGGUCUGAAUGGGAGCUAGAACUUCAAAGACUAAUUACCGUUGUAAAAUGUAUGCAUUUUUUUAUAUUAAGGAAAAAACAUUGUAGCAUCUUUGUAAAUAUUUUUUAUAAUAAAAGGUGCAACUAUUGAUUA